Botrytis cinerea B05.10 is the source of this 1635-nucleotide messenger RNA. RefSeq lists its product as hypothetical. The transcript has 3 exons. The coding region runs from base 333 to 1373 and encodes 346 amino acids. The record is from RefSeq and is a predicted model, not a curated record. NCBI's taxonomy places the organism in Eukaryota, Fungi, Ascomycota, Leotiomycetes, Helotiales, Sclerotiniaceae.
GGUCUUACAAUUCCCAUUCCCAUUCCCAUUCCCUUUCUCGUUCAAACGGGGAUGUGGAAGUGGAAGUGAAUUCUUUGUUGAAUUGAAACUUUCCCAUACCUGGGUACUUUCCCUCAAUAUGACGUCACAAACAGGUUUAUUGCAUCUUCAUUCAUUCAUCAUGAGGCAUUGGAGGUCUUUGGAUUCAUUAUAUAAGGAUUGACUUCUACCUCCCAUAUCCUCUUUCUUUCUUCCAUCAUCAACAAACAUACAAACAAACAGAAAACAACUUCAAAUCAAAAUCAACCACAACUACUUUUUACUUUAAACCUUCAAACAAUACCACAUUCAAAAUGACUGGAGAAUCUACUGUACAAAAGGUCAAGGACGUCCUCCACAUCGGUUCAAAGGACAAGGACCAUACCACCACUAGCACAACACACAACACCACCGGUACCACUGGCACCCACGUUCCAGGUACAACACACAACACCACCGGUACCACUGGCACCCACGUUCCAGGUACAACACACAACACUACCGGUACCACUGGCACCCACGUUCCAGGUACAACACACAACACUACCGGUACCACCGGCACACACAUUCCAGGUACAACUCACACUGGACAUUCUGAGGGCUCCCACGGACCCCACAGUUCCGCUGCUGCCAAUGCCGCCGACCCAAGAGUCGACUCUGAUCUAGACGGAAACCGUCUUCCAAACAAGACCUCUGCUGGUUAUGGUACUCAUGAUGCAGCCUAUGGCACAACUGGUACACACACUAGUACUCACACCGGUGCUCAUGUUCCAGGUACUACUGGUCAUCAAGCUUAUGGCCACACUGGAACAACCGGUACCACCGGUACUCACAUUCCAGGCACAACCCACACUGGACACUCUGAGGGCUCCCACGGACCCCACAGCUCAUCCCUUGCCAAUGCAGCUGAUCCAAGAAUCGAUUCAGAUCUAGAUGGAAAUCGUCUUCCUAACAAGACCUCUGCUGGUUACGGAACUCAUGACACUUACGGCAGUGGUGUUACUGGCUCAACCGGUACUCACCACCAAGGCACAACUGCUGGCAACACCGUUGGAGGAACCGGCUUCGGUGGAGGAAUCUCCCACAGCACCAAUGCUGGUCCUCACAACUCCAACCUUGCCAACUCAGCUGAUCCAAGAGUCGACAGCGAUUUGAGCAGCACUGGUAACCGCCACGGAGCUUCCACUGGACACUCCGCAUUCGGUGUUUCUGGUUCCCACGCCACUCCUGGCUCAGGAACUGCUCAAAACACUGCUGGCCCACACAACAGCGACAUGUUGAACAAGGCUGAUCCAAGAGUUGAUGCCGACCUUGAUGGUUCCAAGACCUUGGGAGGAAACAAGACCUACCAGUAAACCAGCAUGUACAAUAAUACCCUAGCUUAACGUGGCAUGAAUUUGCGAUACCCGAGGAUUGGGCAUACCCGCAAAACUGGGGGAGCUUCUUUUAUCUUCACACGAUUGUCUUUUUAAGCUUUGGAUUUUCUUUUAAUUGCAUAUGAUGGAUGGACGAGGGAUGGAUUAGGUGGCAUGGGAAACUUACAGUUUUACACAUGAUUUCAUGAGUUACGAAAUGAUAAUAAUCACUUCUUAAAUACUUUCUUCUUUUGUGGUGUGA